AUGGCUUUGGCAUUGUCAUGGCGUCGCCUGGUCGUGCGCAAUCCACAACCGCUCUGGCUUCGCAGCAUUGCGCAGACUGUUGCUCCCGCCCGCCAUCUCUGGACAUCGCGACCUCGUCGACCCGCACACAAACCUCACGCAGAGACGCCUGACCUGCGAGACCCCGACCCGCGUUGGAUACCAAUCGAUAUUGCUGGCCAGACGCACUCUUUCGCUCCUCUAGUCCUCCGCGACCUGUGCUCUUGCCCGCAGUGCAUUGACGUGUCGACGAGGCAGAAGCAAUUCUACACACCUGACAUUCCCGCCAACAUUGAGGCUCGGAGUGUGGAGGCAGACGCGGAGGGUUUGUCAAUCACCUGGGCCAACGACGUGCCAGGAUAUGACGAGAGUCACGUCACGAAGAUCGCGCUUGAUGCACUCAGCAGGGUCGUCAUCACCGGGAGCCCUGAGGUGGAGCGGCCUCAGCUGCCACGAUCCUUCUGGAAUGCCGCCACAUACGCCCAGGAGACGAAUGACUUUGAAUAUGCUGAAUAUAUGGCUGACGACAAAGUGUUGCUGCAUGCUGUGAAACAGCUUCACACUCACGGUCUGCUCUUCGUGCGCAACGUCCCCGAGGACGAGGAGUCUGUGAAUCGCCUUGCCGAGCGCAUCGGUCCCUUAAAAACAACAUUCUAUGGCAAGACAUGGGACGUUCGAGCGGUGCCAGAUGCGAAGAACGUUGCGUAUACUUCUCAGAAUCUCGGCUUCCACAUGGAUCUCAUGUAUAUGGAACAGCCUCCCCAUUUGCAGCUGCUACACUGCAUACAAUCAUCUUCCUCGGGAGGGGCAAGCCUAUUUUCAGACAGCUUCAAAGCGGUGAAAGACAUUGCACAGAUGAAUCCAGGUGCCUUCCGCACGCUCGCCAGACAGCCGGUGUCCUAUCACUAUGAUCAUCCGGGCGAGAACUAUUACCACCAAAAGAGGACAGUCAUUCAGCAAAAAGCCGUACCAGGGCGUUCACCCGUUGAAGAGUUGCAAGACUUGGACGUCAUGGAUUUCGUUUCGUCGGUAGCUUGGUCUCCUCCAUUUCAAGGUCCAUUCCGCUUAACGGUCGAUUCAAGAACUGGCCAACCCAUGCAAGACGCCGUUUUGAUGAGCAGAGCAUAUAACUUCCAGGUGUCGCGCUGGCAUCAGGCCGCAUCGGAGUUUAACAACUUGAUCCAUCGAGAAGACCAUAUUCAUGAGAGGCUGAUGAAGCCUGGGGAAUGCGUCAUUUUUGACAACAGAAGAGUCCUGCACGCGAGAAGAGCCUUUAACAUUGGGGAUAUUGGAAGGCAGAGAUGGCUCAAGGGUGGCUACAUUGACAGGGAUCCCUACUUGAGUAGACUCAAGACCCUGCCGUCGCACGCGCGCUGA
This is a messenger RNA of Sphaerulina musiva SO2202, 1395 nucleotides long. Its product is annotated as Clavaminate synthase-like protein. The record is from RefSeq and is a predicted model, not a curated record. Gene Ontology annotation, molecular function: oxidoreductase activity. The transcript has 3 exons. Gene Ontology annotation, cellular component: mitochondrion. The coding region runs from base 1 to 1395 and encodes 464 amino acids. Gene Ontology annotation, biological process: carnitine biosynthetic process. Lineage: Eukaryota; Fungi; Ascomycota; Dothideomycetes; Mycosphaerellales; Mycosphaerellaceae.